Messenger RNA from Coccidioides immitis RS, 1935 nucleotides. RefSeq names its product mitochondrion biogenesis protein Mmm1. NCBI's taxonomy places the organism in Eukaryota, Fungi, Ascomycota, Eurotiomycetes, Onygenales, Onygenaceae. Gene Ontology annotation, molecular function: lipid binding. The transcript is spliced from 3 exons. The record is from RefSeq and is a predicted model, not a curated record. Gene Ontology annotation, biological process: mitochondrion organization; phospholipid transport. Gene Ontology annotation, cellular component: ERMES complex; endoplasmic reticulum. The coding region runs from base 145 to 1605 and encodes 486 amino acids.
UCGCUAGAUGGCCUGGACAUGUGACUAAAUAUCAACGGUGACAAGCGUCAACGAGCGAGCAUCGAGGCUCCGGGUGGUCCAUCGAUCGUGCAAAAGCUGUCAUAGCUGAAAUGGAAAAGCCAUCUAGCUCAUCGUCAGAUCACAAUGUCAAAUGAUACUUCCGCCCAACCUGCGCAAUCUUCACUCUCAUUUACACAAGGACUGUUGGUUGGCCAACUCUCCGUCGUUCUCUUAAUCGGCGCAUUCAUCAAGUUCUUCAUCUUUGGUGAAGCUUCUCCCUCUUCCUCCCGGAGCCAGACUCGUCGAACUAGCCCCCACAAACGGUCGUAUUCCAUAAGUGGAGCAAGGGAUCUUGGUUCUCGAUCGCUGAAAGAGAAGCCGUCCUCCAACGUCUUACGGCCGGUACCGUCCUCAUCUACCAAUACUCGAUCGAUCCUCCGGAAGACGUAUUACAGUGCCAAUCCCACCAAUUUCACCUCAAAACAUGGCCGCCAUAGGCCUCACCAUUCUACACAUCAACCGGAGUCGCUGGAUUGGUUUAAUGUCCUGAUAGCGCAAACCAUCGCUCAGUACCGUCAAACCGCUUAUAUCCUUAAAGAUUCUCCGACCUCCUCUAUACUCGAGUCGCUUGCUACAACGCUCAAUAAUCCGGAGAAAAAGCCGUCAUUUAUCGAUGAUAUUACAGUAACAGAUAUAUCCCUGGGAGAGGAAUUCCCGAUAUUUAGCAAUUGCCGGGUUAUUGCAAUCGAUGACCCGAGUUCGGACGGUGGCCGCCUACAGGCACUUAUGGAUGUCGAUCUGAGCGAUGAUAACCUUUCUUUGGCUAUUGAAACGAACCUGGUUCUUAAUUACCCAAAACCUUAUUCGGCGAUCUUGCCUGUUGCCCUGUCAGUUUCUGUCGUGAGGUUUUCAGGGACACUAUGCAUAUCGUUUGUUCCGGGCACCACGCAAACUUCGACCCAUUUAGCGACAUCACCAUCAAAUAUCGAUCCUACCUUACAGACCAAUGAUUAUUCCGGGGCAAAUAGACGUGGCAACCGUCGUCAAGAGCGGACAGAUACCGAGCAAGCGACGCAGGCUAACAACGCUGGCACGACGGGCAUUCCCAAAACCAGCUUAGCAUUUUCUUUUCUCCCGGAUUAUAGACUUGACCUUUCUGUCCGCUCCCUUAUCGGUUCGCGGAGCCGCCUUCAAGACGUGCCCAAGGUUGCUCAGUUGGUGGAAGCUCGCGUGCAGGCAUGGUUUGAAGAAAGGGUUGUUGAGCCACGGGUCCAGGUCGUUGCCUUACCGGGUAUCUGGCCUAGAAUGGGCCGCACCGGGGUUAGAGGACAGGAGGAGCAACAAGAAGUGGGCUCCAGUGGGAACGCGGGGGUAUCCACUGCUAACGUUAGCAUGCUGGGAGCCCGCGAUGCUGGGGCUGAAGGGUCGCAUGCCACGAGGGACGCUGAUAUGGAAGGUCUUAGAUAUCGCCGGAAUGCUUCUCCGGGCGAUGAGACUUCUGGUGUCAGAUAUUCACCCCAAAAUCAGGAUAGUCGAGAGCAAGCCUGUAGGGACGAUCCUUUCAGAAUACCAGGGUCCUUGCCCGAUGUCGUUCCUGUGACCUGACACCCGGUUCGAAGGUUAGUGGCUUCAAAUGUAUCUGCGUGAUACUUUUGAGAAAUCCGGUCAUAUCUUUUUUUUGGUCCGCUUGCACGAACCCCGUCCCCCGCAUAUAGGUGAAUCUAUCGCCUCCCAAGGAAUGUAUGGAGAGUCAGGAUAUUUCGGAUCUAGGUAUUGAAAAGUAAUUAUGACAACUGUGCACACUCAUUUUGACGAGAAUAUGAUCUUAAAACUAUGGGUGUUCACAGGGUUUUAAUUAUUCCACAGCUGAUUGGUGAAGAAGUUUGUAAUAUUAUGGGUAUGAAAUGUGUAUAACAAUGUUGGCUUAAAUAUCCA